This is a messenger RNA of Capsaspora owczarzaki ATCC 30864, 1069 nucleotides long. RefSeq names its product molybdopterin binding domain-containing protein. The transcript is spliced from 5 exons. The record is from RefSeq and is a predicted model, not a curated record. Bases 16 to 915 code for a protein of 299 amino acids. NCBI's taxonomy places the organism in Eukaryota, Filasterea, Ministeriida, Capsasporidae.
AGUGCAGAAAGCGAAAUGCUACCGGCGUUGAGCAUGUCGACGGCAGCGCGACGGAUUGCAGUGCAGGCGCGGUGCUUGGCGUCACUGUCGGCGAGCGCGCGUGUGCCAAUCAUCCCGGGAGCCACCAAGACAGCCGCAGCGUGCAUUAUUGCAAACGAAGUGCUGACUGGCAAGGUGCACGAUGUCAACACGCACAAGCUUGCAAGCUUUUGCUUUGACAAUGGCAUUUCGCUGUCGCGGGUGGAAAUCGUGCCCGACGUCGAGAGCGACAUUAUUCGAUCCGUGCAGACACUCUCUGCCAACUACGAUCUCGUGUUUACAAGCGGCGGUAUUGGUCCGACACACGACGAUAUUACAUACCAAUCGAUUGCGAAAGCGUUUGGUCUCAAGCUCGAGCACAAUGCCGAAAUUAUCAAGCUCAUGGAAGCUCACUAUGCAAAACGCAACAUGCAGCUCACAGAGCCCAUCAAGCGCAUGGCGCUCCUGCCGACCCCAGCAAAGUUGCUCAAAACAGACGGACUGUGGGUACCGCUGGUCGUGGUGGCAGGCAAUGUAUACAUUCUACCAGGUGUCCCAAUGCUCUUUUCGAAAAUGCUGGAUGCUGCGCAACCGUUGCUGGCGACCGCGCACAAAUUUACGCGACGCAUCUUGUACACGAGUCUGUUUGAAUCCCAGAUUGCGAAUGCCAUGACGCAAGCUACCAUCGACAUUCCCUCUGUGAGCAUUGGUAGCUAUCCUCGCUUUAACGACGAUCAUGUUCGUGUGAUGAUUUCGUUCGAGGGCAGCAACGAGGCUGAUGUCCUCCGCUGUGUGGAAGCCAUUCAAGCCCAAAUUCAAGGUUUCGACUCGGAAUCUGCCUGUCGCGCUGCGUCGGAAGCUCGCCGACAGGCCAAGCAGAAGCCUUUGUCCGAUUGACUUGUCGAGCAUACGAGAGCCUGUCAAGUUUUGGAUCGGUGGGGGGAGGCUCGCAAUCCAAAAGUGCUUUUCUCCGUUUUUGAUUCGCUGUUCGUUUCAAACCUCUUCUCGUGCACUUGUAUCCCAUCAAUGAAAGAACAGCAAUUCAGAAAAA